GUGUCUGUGGCUAGGUACAGCUCUAAGAGGGAAGAUGAAGGCAUCGCGGAGUUGGGCAGGUUGAUCGCCCGAGGGACUUGACAGUCGGGAUGAGAGUUUUGACCAGAUCAAGCUGCCUUCCUCGUUGGGUCCUGCCUGAAGCACGGCAACGGUGACACUCGAUGGAAGGUUCUCAUGGUCCUCCUGGUAUGAAAUUGCAAGCGUGGUGAAGAUGGUGGUUACUAUCACGACACGAGUACAAUCACGAAUGACGUGCUACAUGGUGUUGAACAGAAGAGUCCCAAUCUACAUGAAAUGCGCGGGCCAACUUCGGAUAGAUGCUCUGCACGCACAACGUCACCUCCCGGAUAGCGACAUGAUAAAACAGGAUCGGCCAGUUUGUUUCGUCACACAUGCAUCUCGUUCCCUGCUGGAAUUCUCGGUUAGGUCUCUGCUGCACUCGCCCACCUAUUCUUGUAUCAUUCAUCCCACCUACCUAGAUAGGCAAGUGGUGCCCGCGGGCCUUGGACAUCAGAUAACACAGGUGCAAUGCAGUGCCGCGCCAAGAUGGAGGGCAGUUGUCAGUUGUGCCAAGGGCCACGAGCCAAGAGCCAAGGGCCAAGAGUGUGCCAUGCUUCCCGGAUUGAUGGGUGGGUGUGGCUGGUCUGAGGGAAAGGCGCGCAUCGGCUCGUCGGGGAGCAGAUCCAUCCAGCCCCAAACCCUGUGCGGCACAGAUUCGCAGAUAGAGUAGACGAACACCACAGCAGACAAUGGAAGCGGGCCAGUGCGAGCU
Molecule: messenger RNA, 772 nt
Organism: Ilyonectria robusta
Lineage: Eukaryota; Fungi; Ascomycota; Sordariomycetes; Hypocreales; Nectriaceae
Exons: 1
Coding region: 212-730 (172 amino acids)
Source: RefSeq, a predicted model, not a curated record